CAGACACAACAGCACAAGAACUGAGGAGUCCAUCAACGGAAAAGGGUUUGGUUUUUCUUCUGCUUUUCAACACCAAUCAACGCCUUCGCCUCUUCUCGUUCUCUCGUGCUUGAAUUUCCCCCUUUCAAAGAUGGUUCGCGGACGCGUCGUACGUGGUGGGCGCACAAGAAGAAAUCGUGAGACUUCUAAUCGAAUGGAGAAAGACCCAUCUCUGGUUACCGCUCGAUUUUUCAAAAUCAUGUUUGGCACGGAUUACUCAAAUGUUUUGUACCUGCCUCCCAAAUUUGCUCGGACAGUGAAGCACUUGGCUGGUCAAGAAAUUCAAAUUGAGGAUUCAACUGGACUCCGAUGGUCUGUAACAUUGUCACAUGUUAAUGGUUCCCUGGCAUUCCAGAAGGGGUGGCCUAAGUUUUUUCUAGACCAUGGUCUGAAGGAGGGAGAAUUCGUGGUUUUUAACUAUGUAAAAGGAAGCCAUUUUGUUGUUCAAAUAUAUGGAAAACGUGCGUGUGAGAGAAUCAACUUUAACAACGGAACAUGCAGGCCGAAUAAGAGGUCAAGGAGAGGCACAGAAACAGUUUACCAAGAUGCACCGAUUCAGACAACUUAUCUAAAUUCGAGGGAUAAGCCCAGCUCAGCCACUUCAGUAGCCUCUGGUUCAGAAUUUCAAACUCGUCAAACCCGUAAAUUGGGGGCAAAGUCUGACCAUGGAAGGCUGCAAGUUCUUCCAAUUCCGAUAAAAAUGGAGGAUCCGGCUUGCAUGGUCAACAGAGAUGAUGGACACUAUCUAGGAGAAGACAGGAACUUCUUGUAUGACUUAUCACUCUUUGAGAUGGAGAGAGAAACAGAUGACAGGAACAAAUUUGAGAAAGCUUUAGAUACAAUAACAAUCCCAUCUCCCCCUGAAGUUACAGAGGAGGCUAACAAAUUUGAGAAAGCAUUAGGCACAAUGAAUGCCCCUUCUGAAAUUCCUGAGCAAGCUAAUAUGGAGAGGGACGAUACUCAGAUGGCUGUGAUCCAGACAAAUGAGAACAAUGGGCAUUCUGCUGACAUUCCCUCUGACAAGUUUGAGGAAGCUCUGAACAUAAAAGUAGCCCCUUCUCAUACUGAUACUGUGGAGCAGUCAAAAACAAAGGUGGAUAACAGUGAGAUGGCUGUGGCCCACAAAAUUCAGGUUGAUGGCCAUUCUGGUGAGAUUUCCACUGACAAGCUGGAGAAAACUUUAGACAACAAAUUAGCUCUUUCUCGUACUGAAAUUACAGAGCAGACCAAAAUAAAGGGAGAUGAUACUCAAAUGCGGGAGGUCCACAGUGAGCAGAUUGAUGACCGUACUGCUGACAUUUUCACUGCCAAGCGUCAUUCGAAACCAUCUGACUUUAGUAACUUGAAGAAGGACAUCUCUGGUGAUGCUUCCAAUUUCCAGAAUGGUAAUUCCCAUCUUGUGGCAUCAGAUAGUGAAUCUCCUUCUAUAUGCAGUAGUAAGAUUGCUGGGAGGGAAGUAAAACACAGGUGUUAUGGAUCUGCAGUCUCCAGUUCGGUGCUCAAGGAUCGUUUUGGUAAACAUGCUAUUAAGAAAGAGCGGGUGGAGUUGGGAGAGGAAGCCAAUGGUUUACCUGAAGUAUUCGGUACUGAAGAGCCAAAUAUGGUAAGGGAAUAUGCUAAGAUGUUUCCUCCUGCGGUAAAAGUUGAACCUGAUCUGUAUGAUACAAGUCAACUGGUUACUGUUUGUGCAUUUUCCACAGAAGUGAAAAGCCUAUGUUACCUGGAGUUGCCGAUUCCCAUUCCAUCAGUUCGAGGACGGAGAGAUAGAGCACGAGGGAAGGUUGUGUAUCUGAGAGACUCAUCUGGGCGUCUCUGGCCAGUUCUCUACCCUGACCCAUCCCCUGUUAAAGCUUUGACUGUUAACUGGAGAAACUUUUGCGAGCAAAACGACAUCAAGCUGGGAGACAAGUGCAGGUUUCAAGUGGAGGACAUUAUGCUUUGCAUUUAUAAAGUUGAUGUUAUUAACUGAUUUGGCAAAUCUCCCGGUAAGUGAUUCAAUGUCUUUCUGAACCUAACUUAGUCCAAAGGUCGAAUCUGUGGACGGCAUAAUGUGAAUAUUCUAGGCAUGUUUUAGUCUCUUGUGGUGGACAUCCUAUGUCCUAUACAUUUGAAGAUCUAUGACGUGACUCUGAGCCAUCUUUUGGACUAAUCUCUACAUUUUUUUGUAGUCGCUUGCUAUUACAAUUCCCGUUGUAUGAAAUCAUGUUUCUAUCAUGAUUUGGUGCUUCUGAUAGCUGUUUAUUCUCUUAUUCGGUGUGUAAAAGGUUGUGCAUUUCGUUUUCCCUUGUAAGAAAUUAAUGUACCUGGAAUUUGCUCAACUUCU
Sesamum indicum (sesame) is the source of this 2362-nucleotide messenger RNA. RefSeq lists its product as uncharacterized. NCBI's taxonomy places the organism in Eukaryota, Viridiplantae, Streptophyta, Magnoliopsida, Lamiales, Pedaliaceae. Gene Ontology annotation, molecular function: DNA binding. The record is from RefSeq and is a predicted model, not a curated record.